AUGGCGUGGAGGACGGCGUCGAUGCUGCUGCUGGUGGCGCUCGCGGUGGCGACGCGCGCCGACGCCGGAGGGAACUACGGCGCGUCCAAGUUCAGGAUAACCGGCACCGUGCUGUGCCAGGACUGCACCAAGAACUGGAACGCCUACGCCUACAACGCCAAGCCCGUCAACGGCAGCACGGUGGCGGUGACGUGCCUGGACAAGCACAGGGGGCGGACGGUGUUCUACGGCAAGGACGCGACGGACGAGAAGGGGGUGUUCAACGUGGAGGUGCCGUACCAGCUGGACAGCUGCCAGCUCGACCCGUCCGAGUGCCUCGUCCGCCUCGUCGCGUCCGGGAACGAAGGGUGCGCCGUGCUCACCAACUUCAACGGCGGCAGGAUCGGCGAGAAGCCUUCGCGCCCCUACCGGAGCUGCCCCGGCGAGGUCGCCUACCGGGCCGGGCCCUACUACUCCACCCUGCCGCAGUGCGACGUCGACGACGACGACAAGAGCUGCUCCUGA
Molecule: messenger RNA, 504 nt
Organism: Lolium rigidum
Lineage: Eukaryota; Viridiplantae; Streptophyta; Magnoliopsida; Poales; Poaceae
Exons: 2
Coding region: 1-504 (167 amino acids)
Source: RefSeq, a predicted model, not a curated record